GUGAGUAUGUCUUGUAGUUAUUGGUGUGUGAACGUAUUUGUUGAAAUGUUUAGUGAUACAUGCUAAAGUGUAGACUGACCUAAACUUCAACAUUCAACUGAGCUAGUGUCUUAAAACUAGUUUUACUCGUUCAUCUGUUAAUGAUAAAAUAUAGUUAUUUUUAAGGGUACCAAAUUAUUAACCAGGACUAGUAGAACUUAUAAUUUAACUUUAAGAUAUACUUCAAAUAGUUAACUUGAACUUUGAAAACUUUUAAGUUAUUCGGCACCGUGGUUCGUGACGUAAGGACGACUAGCGCGACUCUACGAGGAAUCUGUCACGUCACUCCUUUAAAAUUGUGAUAUAUUCACAUUUAAACUACUUGGUGACAUCAUGUUUUGGCUUAUGUCCAUCAGCAUGUAUAUCAGUAUGCUGGUUUUGCCAGCAAAAACUGACAUGUUCACUGCCAUAAUAGAUCUUCAGAAACUUCUUUAUACAGAAGCAGAAAUUAUCAAAACAUUGGAACUGUACCUGAAAGCAGAAGAACAAAGACUGGAAAAAGUUAGGCAAUUAAGACAGGAAUAUGGACAGAUGUAUCAACUUGCUAGUCAGGAUAUGGAGUCAUUCAUAGCUAACCCAGUAAAUGCAUAUUUGCUAGUUAAAAGACUUACUGCAGACUGGAAAAAUGUAGAAUAUUUGAUGCUUGAAGGUGAAGGGAAAAAUUUGAUUGAAAAUAUUACAAGAAACAGAGAUGAUUUAAAAUUUCCUGAUGAUGAUGACUUAAAUGGAGCUGCUGUAGCUCUGCUAAGACUACAAGACACAUACAAAAUAGACACUUCUGUCUUGGCAAAAGGUUACAUCCAGGGAACAAAACAUUCGUCUGAGCUGACUGCUGGAGACUGUUUCGAGCUAGGCCGUCAGUCCUAUAACAAUGAAGAUUUCUACCAUACAGUUCUGUGGAUGCAAGAGGCCUUGGAACGUGCAGAAGAAGAAAUAGACAAGACUGCAGAUGCAGCAGAAGUUCUUGAAUAUCUGGCAUAUGCUACUUACAAGCAAGGGAAUACAAGACAUGCCUUGAAGCUUACAAGUAACUUAUUGAAAUUAGUUCCUGAUCAUCCAAGAGCAGGUGGUAACAAAAUUUUUUUUGAGAAUUCACUUCAGAGAUCAGAGAAGAAGAAGAAAGGAGAUGAUGGAGAUGUACCGGUUGAAGAAACUUACAUGGAAUUCAAACGAUCAGUGUAUGAUAUUCCUGAGAGAGAAAAAUAUGAAAUGCUGUGCAGAGGAGAAAAAUUAAUGAAUAAGAUUGAAGAAGGGAAACUGAAGUGCCAUUACUAUACAAACAAUCAUCCCUACUACUUGCUGCAGCCUGUGAAAGAAGAAGAAGCAUUUUUAAGACCACGUAUUGUUAUGUAUCACAAUAUUUUAUCUGAUAAAGAAAUAGAAGUUGUUAAAACCCUUGCAACUCCUUUGUUGAAAAGAGCAACUGUUCAAAACUACAAGUCUGGAGAGUUGGAAAUGGCAAAUUACCGGAUUUGUAAAAGUGCUUGGCUGUCCAAUCAGGAGCAUGAAAUAGUAGCAAAGAUUAGCCAAAGGAUCGAGGACCUCACUGGAUUAACAAUGUCAACAGCUGAGGAGUUACAAGUCGUGAAUUAUGGCAUUGGUGGACAUUAUGAACCUCACUUUGACUUUUCCAGACGAGAAGAAACCAAUGCCUUUCAAAGUUUGGGAACUGGUAACAGAAUUGCUACUUGGUUGAAUUAUAUGAGUGAUGUUGAAGGAGGUGCUACAGUUUUUCCUCAUAUCAGUGUAGCAGUAUGGCCUAAGAAGGGCUCGGCAGCCUUUUGGUACAACCUGUUCAAGAGUGGUGAAGGAGACAUGCUAACAAGACAUGCAGCCUGUCCUGUCUUAGCUGGAUCUAAAUGGGUAUCAAACAAAUGGAUUCAUGAGAGAGGGCAAGAAUUUAGAAGAAAAUGUGGAUUGCAUUUCACAGAUUAAGAAAAAAUAGGAUCAUGGAUUUAGGGUAUAAAUCAUGAAUAUUCUGCACAUGAAGUGUGGAAAAGCUGCCUUUGUUUUCUAAGAAUUAGUCAUUUUUCUUUGUCUUGUUUUCUUAGAUCAGUGUUUUAUAUCAGUGUAUCAUAUACAAAAGCAAUAACUGAAAUUUAGAAAGUUGAUUACUUGUUGUUUAAUCAUUAUAAUUCAAUUUAUCUUAGAGUAAUUAUUAAUCUGCUUUUAUUUUAAAACUUACACACUAGCAUCAAAUGAUACAUUAACAUGAAGAUACCAUUAAAUGUAUUACCUACAUUGAAUUUUGCCAUCAUAUUGAAUAACAUAACUGAAAAACAUAUUAUAGUUGUAUUUUCUUAUUCAGAACAGACUGAUGGCCAGUAUAUUUACAAAUUAUUCAGUAGAGUAGCUUAUAACUAAAGAUAUAUACAGUAAAAGCUUUGUCAUCUGGUAUUUUCUCGUCUGGAAAGCUCUUGUGACCAGAAAUUUCAGUAUCUCCAAAUACAAAUGCCCAUUGUAGUUUAGUGGCACUUCUAUGGUUUUGCUUACUUUAUUUAAAAUACUGUAGUUAUAAAUGUUAUUGUACAGUUUAAGGUUUUUUGCAACAUUUACUACUUUUUAAAACUGUUAUUAUUAUAGAUGAUAUAGAAAUAUUGUACUUCAGAACAUUAACAAGGUGUCCAAAUUUUUCCAGUAAGACAUUGUAAUGGAAAUGUUGAAUUCUGAAUUUUCAUCUAUCCAGUACUGCCCAAGUCUGGCAGAUGCCAAAUAAUAAAGCUUUUACUGUGUGUGUGUGUGUGUGUGUGUGUGUGUAUGUAUAAAUAAUAUAUAUACACAAACACACGUUUUAUUUACAAGUGAAAGAAAUCAGAAAUAUUACAUUUAUAUUCUUAAACCAAACAAAAAUCAUAAAGAUUAAGUCUGUCUUUUAUCAAACUUCAAGAGGUAUUAAUUUCUAUAUUUAAUUCAGAUUACAGUGUUAAAUAAAUUAAGUUUAAAAUUAUAAGAAUUUGGUUUAAUUUAUGAAACGAGAUUUUAUUAGUAUUCAUUAGCUGGUGUAGCAUUUAUGAACACACACCUUUAUACUUCAUUGUGAGAGAGAGAGUUUGAUGCUGUUUGGUUUUCAGUUAAACUUAAAAAAGUUUUAUUCACCUUUUUAUGGGGUGAAUUUUAAUCUGUAAGCAUAAAAUCUCAUCGGCAUUUAACAAAACCCAUACUGUGACCAGUUGAGCACACUAUCCUCUUUCUGCAGCUUAGCUAACACUAGAGAUUGUCAUCCAGUAGAGCUUUGUAUUGUAUAAGAUGUGAUAGAUGACUAGGUGAAAUGUUUAUUUACACAAACCUUUAUAUUCAUUCAUUUCAAAAGAAGUUGAGGUUAUUCAGAUCUUCAGUUAAAUUCAAAAUAUAUUUGUUUGUUUGUAUCUUUUAAUCUUUCAGCAAGGUGUAUUUUGAUGAAAGUAAGUAAGUAAGAACUACAUAAAAUCAUCUUUCACACCUAAAUCCAUAUAAAGCUCCAUUGGGUGGUACUUAAUAUGGUUGAUAACAAUCAACAUUACUUCAGACUACAACUUUCAGUUGGUCAAGGUAUAGGAUCCUGUUUUUACCUGUUGUUAGUUUGUAUGUUGGUAUAUGUUAGCUGAUUAAAAAGUUGUGCAAAGUAUCUUCUAAAAGUCAGAACUAACUGACAAGAUGAUAUCUUGCAUGUUGUUUAAUCAGAUCAAUUCAUUCUCUUUCCGAUUAUGUUGGAAUGAUGUGAAGGUCAGGGAACUUUAUUUACAGUUUAUUUCUGAUACAAGUCUGAUCCCCAGAUAAAUUCAUUCUGAUUGUGACUAUGUUGGAAUGAUGCGAAAAAUAUUCCUGACAAGUAGUACUUUAGAUGAACUUGUAUCAGCUAUUUUAAUUGUCAACAUUAAUGUUGGAUAAGAUAAUUUUGUAACCCUCAAAAUUUGAUAUAAAACAUUGAACUGUGUAAUCAAUAAUAGCAUUUAACAUCAGAAAAAAAAUUUUCGAGGUCUAUUUAAAAUUUUCUUGUUUUUGUGAGUAUUUAAAUUAUUGUGUUAAUGAAUAUAAGUAAUGCAUAAUGUUUUUGUAAAACUUUUUAGCUAUUGCAAACUUAAGUUUUGUAAUGUAUUCACUGUUUGGAGGCAGCUGUUAUAAAACUAUUACAAUUUCAAUAAGUAUGGAAAAAAAAUACUUAAAAGCUCAGAUUUGAAAGACCAGUGAUGAAUAGUAACUUAGUACCUAUUCUGGAUAUGGAAAAUAACUGUGACUGUAGAACAGUGUGAGAAUACAGAUAUAUUUACAGUUUGUUUCAACACUUCACAAUAUAUUUGUUCAGUCAUUUACACGUAUACUAGUAUGCAUAGUUAUUGUUAUUUCCCGUGUUACUGUUUUUAGACCUAUAUUUUGAAUUACUCCUUUUUCACCUAAAUGUCUGUUUGAUUUAUACAAAAUUCAGACAAAUUCUAAGUCAAAUGAAAAGUGCCAGAUUUUUUGUCUAUGAUUUGUUACUCAACAAGACAAAAGUUUCACAUUUUUGUUGUUCUAACAAUGCUACAGUUUUGAGUGCAUAUUAUUAUUAUUUUAUUUUGUAUGUAGCUUUUGAUAGAAUUUUGUGCCAAUAAUAGUUUUGUGAUGCUAAGUAAUGUACUGCUUAAACUUCAAUAAGGAACAUAUAUCUCAGCUGUCUGAAGGUUAAAAAAAGCAUAAAGGUGGUUUAUGUUUAAUAUACCUCAGUUGUAAUGGCCCUUUGUCACUGUCUCAAUCUUAAUUCAACCGAGGCAAACUCUAUAAAAAGUAAACAUUGAAUCACACUUACUAACAAAACCUUAAGGUAAAACAUAGAAAUAAAAUACAAAUUUAUUGAAUUAGAGUUUAUACUAGUUAAAGAAAAUAUUUAUGUAGCUGAAAAUUAUAUUGUUCUAUAAUCAUACAGAUAAAGAAUUUUCAUUGGUGAUCUUGAAAGAAACCUUGUGUUUUCAAAAUUAAUGAAAUAAAUUAUGAAUGAAUUAUAUAUAUUAAAUGGCUUAUUUUCCCAAGACAAACCAAUGGUGUUAUUUAGUGCAAUGGUUUCCUACUGCUAGUGUGUGGAAAUAUCCAGUGAAAAAAAAAUUGUCUCAUGAAAGAUUCAGUUUUUGUGAAAUUUAUAAUGUGUACAUGUAUUGGGAAUAGGUAGAGUAUUUCCUUGUUGAUUCAUUAUGAAAUAAGUGAGCCACAUAAAUUUCAUUCUUUUAAUAGUCCAUAAGCAUUUUAUAAAGAUUUUGCUGGUCCGUGAUGUGAAACCACUGAUCAAGUGUGCUGCUCAUUCCUUUAAUCACUAUAAAAAUACCAGAAUUUUUUUGUCAUUAGAAAAAAUUAUUGAUUUUAUAGCUCAAAUUUCCUUUUACUAUAAAAAGAUUUGUAAAUCACUGUUUUACUGGUCAUAGAAAGGCUGAUAAAAAUGAGCAUAAUAUAUAUAUUCAAAACAUGCAUUUUCAAUCAAUUGAAAUAGUGUGGAAAAAUAUUUUUUCUGGAUCACUUUAUGUAUGAUUUUUAUACCAAAAUUAUUCAAUAAAGUUGUUAUUAAAUCUCU
Limulus polyphemus (Atlantic horseshoe crab) is the source of this 5554-nucleotide messenger RNA. RefSeq names its product prolyl 4-hydroxylase subunit alpha-1-like. The coding region runs from base 373 to 1974 and encodes 533 amino acids. Gene Ontology annotation, cellular component: endoplasmic reticulum. Gene Ontology annotation, biological process: peptidyl-proline hydroxylation to 4-hydroxy-L-proline. The transcript has 14 exons. Lineage: Eukaryota; Metazoa; Arthropoda; Merostomata; Xiphosura; Limulidae. Gene Ontology annotation, molecular function: procollagen-proline 4-dioxygenase activity; protein binding; iron ion binding. The record is from RefSeq and is a predicted model, not a curated record.